Salvelinus namaycush (lake trout) is the source of this 2459-nucleotide messenger RNA. Its product is annotated as zinc finger and SCAN domain-containing protein 5B-like. Lineage: Eukaryota; Metazoa; Chordata; Actinopteri; Salmoniformes; Salmonidae. The transcript has 6 exons. The coding region runs from base 249 to 2018 and encodes 589 amino acids. The record is from RefSeq and is a predicted model, not a curated record. Gene Ontology annotation, cellular component: nucleus.
AGCGACAACAUCCUAUCUCGUCGGUAUAAACGGAAGUAAACAGUAGCUAAGAAUACUUUCCACGUUAGCGGUUUUUUAUUUAUUUAGACGUUUAUUAACACCCUGGAACUCAAACUAUGGCUAAUUUAACUGCACAGCACCACAUACGUACCCCAUGUAGUCUUUAAUCCGCGUUGGAGACAGGACUUCGAUGGUCAAUAGAGGUUAGCUAUCUAGGUAACGCUACCUAGCUGCUAAGUUAGUUAACAAUGGCUGCUAACUGUAUGGUUUUUCACACUCAAAUAGCCUCCAUAAUGGAGGUGCUAGCGAAUGCCGCAGUGGCAGAGGUCUGUAAACUCGUAGACGACGACUAUGCAGUCUUUCGUUUGGAAAUAACUCAAAGCCAGAAAGAAACCAGUGCAUUGCGGAGGAAACUACAGCUACUUGAACUGAAAUUGUCACGGGAGCGCACAGAAAGGACAAUGCGAGAGCGCGUCCUCGCCAGUCGUCCCAGAAGUGUCAAGAUCCUCGACCGAUACAGAGGAAUGGCAAGAGGUGAAGGAGAUCUCACUGGAGGCCACAGGAGCUUUGUGAAGCCAGCGGGACACAAUACAUGGAGAGAUGACCAACCAAUCACUGUUGAUGAGGAGAGUCGAACCUCAACCCAAGACGUUAUUGUGAUAGAGGAUGCAGAGGUUGCAGGCCCUGGGGUCAAGCAGGAGAGGUCUGAAGGUGAGGAGGACCCACAGCACAGCAGAGACAUCCAGAUUGCAGUGGCUGGAGCACCCCCUGAAGCCACGGAGGACCUCGCUGCCGCGCCCCAGCCCAGGACCCAACGCAGCAUCAUGGAGGAGGAGGAGGGUCCAGAGGUGCUGCUGGUGAAGGAGGAGGGGUGUGAGGAGGGUCUGGGGAACCCUGAGGGGACCAUGGUCAUGGAGGACAAUCAGACUACACCUCCACCUGAGUCAGUAGACAUGGAGGAUUGGAAGCCUGAUCUGCUGCUCAUCAAAGAGGAGACCAUAGAGGACCGACCAGAGAGCAUUGACCUGCUAAGUGGACUAAACAUGGGGGAGCAAGGUGGUUGGCUGGAGGAUGACAGAGAAGACUGGGCGGCCAUUUUGGAUUCCCAGACGGGUGCAGCCAAGGGCCCGGUGCACAACAUCACUGACCAGGCCAGGACCAGAGGCGACAUAGUGGAGGACAGUGGAUGGGACAGCGUCCUCAACUCUAGGCUGCGGGACAACACUGUUAACCACAACCAGAAAAAGACAAUUGAACACAAAACAACAACCAAACUUAGUCUCCAUGACAACAGAUUGGCUGAAACCAGGAUGAGACAUGGAUUUGGUCCGGGGGGACGGGGAGGUGUCCAUAUGCAGCUGGAGAGAACAGACAUAGACUCGGUUAGCGAUGCUCCAUCCUGCUCCUAUAGUUGUGAUUCAGAGAGAAUGAUGACGCCUCAGGUUAACCCCCCAACAGGUGCUGCCUUCAGCAUGCCUUCUUUAGGAUCUAUCAACUGGAACAUGGACCCUGCGACAACACAGACACUCCCUGGUCUUUGUCCUCCUCACACUCCCCUAAUGUUAAACCAGACCUCAGACAAUGCCAGUGCCACAACACUAAAUGGCUACACAAGCCCAUUGACAAAUGACAUUAGUAGUGACGGAAUCAGUAAAGGUGUCAGCGCCAAAGAGAAGCGCUUCUCGUGUUCGUUCUGUGGGAAAGUCUUCAGUUUCCCCAAACAGGUGGCGAUCCACCAGAGGAUGCACACGGGGGAGAAACCGUUCGGCUGCCACCUGUGCCGGGCCAGUUUCUCGGACUCGUCCAACCUGAAGAGGCACCAGAGGGUCCACACAGGGGAGAAACCCUACAGCUGCCCCCAGUGUGAGAAGAAGUUCUCCCACCAGCCCCAUCUGAAGAGGCACCUGAAGAUCCACACUGGAGAGAAGCCGUUCGCCUGUAUGCAGUGCGGGAAGAGGUUCUCAGAGAGGGGCUACCUCAGGAUACACCAGCAGAAAAUGCACACCGCCCAUGUAUAGAGUAUAGUGACAUAUAAUGUAGUACUAGUUAGUGUGUUUGUAGUUAAUUCUGUUGGUUUUGGAUGUAUAUGGAACUGGGUGAGGUGAACUGAGGAAAGAAUGAUUAUGAUGAGGCAGAGUAGAUGAUAUGGGGAUGGUUGGUGUGGUGGUGUCUGUACAAAUGCUUCACUGAUGAAGUGACAAUUUUGUCCUGUUCUUUGAUGUUGGUGUUUUUUAUAAUGAGGAAAUUAUAGUGCCUUAAUGCAUGUUUACCUGACAAAGUAGUGAAGAUGUGUGUAAUGUAAUGUUGAAUCUUUUCCAAAGUAUUCUAAAAUGAAUUUGAUAAAUGCGAGGGUACCAGAUUUACAGAAAAGUUUGUUACCAUAGUGAGAAAAGUUAUUGUACUAGAUUUUAUGUGAGUGUAUGACCAUUUUGUUUAAAUUAAAUACGAAAUUGACUCUG